AUGUCAACAAAAAGAAAUAUAAAGUAUAUCUAUAUCCUCUUCUUCUUUAUUAAUAGUAUUCCAUUUGGAGAAGGUGACCAACAACUCAUGCUAUCACUAUACCAACAACAACAACAAUUACAACAGCAGCAACAACCUGGUGGUGGUGGUGGUGGUGGAGCUACAACUACGACGACUAAUACAGGAGGUAUUGCACAACCUAAUUUACAAAAUUUACAACAACAUCCUCAAUUACAACAAUUAUAUCAAUUACAACAACAACAACAACAACAAUCUAAUAAUAAUAAUAAUACGAAUCAAGUUCAAUUACAAUUACCUCAAAUGUCUAACCCAUACUUUUCACAACAAUUACAACAACAACAACAACAAACAAAUCCAUCACCGCAACAACCAAUUCAAAAUAACAAACAAGCGUCACCUCCUUUAAAUCCAGCUGUAUCAUCAAAUAAUAAUAAUAAUAUAACAUCACCAACAACUACUACAACUACUACGACUACAACGACACCUGCACCACCAAAAUCUAAAAAAGGAUCAAAAAAGAAUGCAGCCAAUGUAACACCUACUACUACUACUACAACUACAACUACAACUAAUACUUCAACAAUUAAUACACCAGCAACACCAAAACCAAUUGCAACAACAACUCAACCAGAUUUUGGCAGUAGGAAAGAAUCAUCACCACCUCUUUCAAACUUUGAUAGCGAUAGUGAUGAUGACGAUUCAUACAAAAAGAAUAGAAGUAGACAGAACCAGAAUUUGGCCAGUCGAAACUAUAGACAAAGAAAAAAAGAAUACAUUCGAGAUAUCGAGGAAAAGUUGGCAGUCUUGGCACUUGAAAAUGACAAGUUGAAAAAGGAGAACGUUAGUUUGAAAAAGGGAGGAGGUGUCGAGAUUAUGAAGCCAGAUCCUGCCUUUAUCACAAUGAUGAUGGAAGCCAAACAGAUUAUCAUACAGUUGGAUGUGGCUAUUAAAAAGAACGACGAACGAUCACUCAUCUAUCUCUUGCAACUGUUCCACAUCUCGAUUGAAAAGAGACAUGCAAUCGUUGAAAAGGAGGUGGAAAAGAUGGUUCACCCUUACACACAGGCCAAGUUGGCUGCAAUGGGUUACGUGCCAUCUCUCGAGAAUCCAAUGAUCUCGUCGAUUAGUGGUCCAUCGUCUGAUAAUUGGUGGUCGCGGUACAUGACUGCGGCGGCCAUCACCGACGAGCAGGCCAAGGCUAUCAAGGAGUUGCGUGCUAACCAUUGGAAAGCCGACAUUGAGUUGCGAAACGAACGUGAAAACGAGAUCCUCGAGUUUACGCGCAAGCUAGAGUCUCUUAAAAAGAACUUUGUCAAACAACGUACACUCAUGGAAGACACCCACUCUGCACUCUCCUCCAUCCUCACACCCAAGCAAGAGGCUAUGCUCCUCGUCCGUGUCCACGCCAGCUCAAGAUACGACUUUGCCAACAUGGAAAUGCUCAAAAACGUCUGGGGUAGUGUCGUCUCCAAAGAUGCUGCCUUCCCACCUCCCCCACCCCACUUUCCACAAUCCCUCCUCAAUCAGUAUAAUCCAAACGCUCCCUCUCCUCAACUUCAAGCUCAACAACAAUUACAACAAGUUCAACCAUUACAACAAAUUCAACAUCAACAUCAACAACAUCAACAUCAACAACAACAACAACAACAAUUAUUACAACAAGCCAACUUUUUACCAAUUUCAAAUGUUUAUAAUAAUAAUAAUGAUUUGAAUGGUCUUCAACAACAACAACAACAGUCACCUCAACUUGGUCAUAAUGGAUUAUCAUAUAACGCAUCAUCUUUAUUAUCAUUACCAUUAUUAUCAUCGCCACAACAUAUUUCUCAACAACAACAACAUCAACAUCAAAAUGGUAUUACACCUCCUUAUAAUUUAGAUUUGGGUUUACCAUAA
Cavenderia fasciculata is the source of this 1914-nucleotide messenger RNA. RefSeq names its product putative basic-leucine zipper transcription factor (gene dimB). Gene Ontology annotation, molecular function: transcription cis-regulatory region binding; DNA-binding transcription factor activity. NCBI's taxonomy places the organism in Eukaryota, Evosea, Eumycetozoa, Acytosteliales, Cavenderiaceae. The record is from RefSeq and is a predicted model, not a curated record. The coding region runs from base 1 to 1914 and encodes 637 amino acids. Gene Ontology annotation, cellular component: nucleus. Gene Ontology annotation, biological process: regulation of transcription by RNA polymerase II. The transcript has 6 exons.